This is a messenger RNA of Pelagomonas calceolata, 924 nucleotides long. Lineage: Eukaryota; Pelagophyceae; Pelagomonadales; Pelagomonadaceae. The record is from the annotation of a GenBank genome assembly.
AUGCGGGUAUCGCUCCUAUUCCUGCUCUCCGUUCACGCACAAGCCCUCUCAACCCCGCCAACGCGCCGGCACCGCCGAUCAAAACUACGCAACGCCGCGAGCACCGCACCACAAGAAAAAGGCAAUAAUGCCUACCGCCUCGCGUCGGCGGCCUCCGUCGCGGCCUGGUCGGCCUGCGCCGUGACGGCGCUGUCGCGUCAUCCGACGCUCGCGCUGCCGGCGGCGCACGCGCGCCUGUCCAUCCUGCAAGCGUUGACGCCACUACCGCUGCUGACGGCGUCGUUCGAGGCCGCCCCCGACGAUCGCACCGUACAGCUCGGCCUCGCUGCGGCGUCGACCUGGCUCUGCGCGGCCGUCGUCUUCGCGCCGCAUUUCACGGCCACCGCGGCGGCGCGCGCGCCCGGCCUCGCGCACAUGGCGCACUCCGCGGCCAUCACCUACCCCGCGCCGCUGCGGGCGGUCGCUGCUGCUGUCCACGGCGGCGCGGCGCUGCUCUGCGGCGCGGCCUUCGCGUCGUCGCCGCCGACGAAGGGUCGCGCGCCGUCGACGGUCUGGCGCGGAGUCGCUGCUGCCUUCGCGGGCUGGGCGCUCGUCGCGGCGCUGGCGCCGUUCCCGCUCGCGACGCUGCCGACGAUGCUGGGCCGGCGCCUCUCGCGGGCCUUUGGCGCUUUUUCAGUGCUCUACGCGGCGGCGGCGCUCGCGCUCGCGACCGCGGAUCAAAAAGUGCUCCGCCGCGGCGUCGCGCGCGCGGCCGCGGCGCACUGGGUCGCCGUCGGCGCGAAGCUCGUCGUGGAACGCAAUUGCCUUCGCGAGUUCUACCCCUCGGCGUUCUCGCGGCCCGUCGCGUCGCUCGCCGCGCUAGUGACGUUUGCGGUGGCGCUUUUCGUGGCGACACGCGGCGACGGGCGUGAUGGGGUGCGGUAA